Molecule: messenger RNA, 1505 nt
Organism: Pogonomyrmex barbatus (red harvester ant)
Lineage: Eukaryota; Metazoa; Arthropoda; Insecta; Hymenoptera; Formicidae
Biological process (GO): regulation of DNA-templated transcription
Molecular function (GO): DNA-binding transcription factor activity, RNA polymerase II-specific; RNA polymerase II cis-regulatory region sequence-specific DNA binding
Source: RefSeq, a predicted model, not a curated record
CCCGGUGGGAAGAGAAACGACGAUCAGCCAAGAUGCCGCGGUGCUAUAUGGUAAAGAAGGCCUUGUGCAACAAGUACAUAACCAGCGUUGCCAGAGGAUUCGAGAGCUGGGGUCGCGGAAGGAGCACGCCAUCGCCAACCACCAUGCAGCUGCCGGUCUCACCCAUAGAGGGGUGCGUUGCACCCCCUGUUGCACAAGAAUGUCGCAACACACAAUCAAAAGACACAACGGCCGUCGCGGCUUCUACCGCGGCCGAUGUAGAUCCCUCGAAGGAGCAGCCGAGCGAUGCAGACGCGGCUGUCACGACAGCGAUGACAGCAUCGUCAUCCGUCGUCAGUGUCAUCACGAUGACACCCACGACCGACUACUCGAUGACGACACGAAUGGAGACGUCCGCGUGCACCACCAUGACGUCUUCGACGACUCCACCUCCGUCAGAAUCGAUCGUCUCUCCCGUCGGGGGUGCUACAACGACGACGGUGACGUCCUUACCUCCGUUAGGCGUGCAAACGACAAUCGAAAGACCCGAGGAGACCGCGACGGCGUCCAUCGCGACGCUACAUCGUCCGCCAUCCGGCAGAGAACCGUCUCCGCCGUCCAGCGCAUCGACGUCCUAUCAUUUGGAGGAUGCUCCGGAACACUCGAGAAGCGCCGAUUCUAGGAUACGAUUGGUCACUUCCUCCUGCGGCAUGUCCAUGCCCGGCCACGUGUCGUCCAUGUUCAAAGAUCGCUCCGCGGCGGAAACGGAGGCGGCGCACGAUCUUCUAGAGCUGUCUCGAUCGUUACCCCCCUUACCGCCGCCGAGCGUCGCGAUCGGUCCCCAAAGCGUAAUCGAGGCGCCGGCGAGUGACGUCCAGGAGAUGACGGUUUAUCAGCCAGCCGAACAACCGAUUUAUCAAGUGAACACGAUAGACCUGGCCGGUUCGACCAUCUACAACCAUCAUCAGCAACAGCAGCAGCAGCAGCAGCAGCAGCAGCAGCAACAAUCCGCGCCCGCUGGGAUCAUUACGAAUCCAGCGCGACCAUCGUGCCACCUCGGGCAGUGUUUCAUACCUCUGUCGCCGGUACAGGAAAUAUUGCUGACGUACAGCACGUCUACCAUACCGUGCACCUCCAUCGUCGCUCAACAGCCACAGCAUCAAUCACCACAGCAGCAGCAGCAGCAGCAGCAGCAGCAAUCAUCGCAUCAGCAACCGCUGUUGCAACAGCAGCAAAUAGAAACGACGCCACCGUUGACGCCGCCGACUUCCGAAUGCAGCAGUGACAUCGAGAACAGCAAUCCGAAUUCGCAGCCAACCCAGAGGGACAAGGAAGUGCAGACCAUCACGGAGCAGACGGAAGGAGUGAAACCGGCCAGUUACACGUACGAUACGUUGCUCGUCUCGGACGGCAGGUCAAAGAACAAGAAGACGCCCGCCGCGCAGAAAAACCAGGAAACCGAGCCGAUCGAGGCACCCGAAACUUCCAAAACCGGCCGUUACGUGUGCUGCGAAUGCGGUGAGUAG